GAGCAAAUUGCCUCUUCUCGGAGGCAGAUGCAGACGUCACAGAGUAAAGAAUGUGUGAUUGCAUCUGUUGGCUUUUAUGUCCGUUAAUGUCUGUAUUUAUCUCCCCCGUCCUUUAAACUCUUUAAACUCUGGCGUUUUGUGUACGAAAUAUGAUGCAUGUUUUUGUUAUGCAAUCUUUCAAACAUUAAAUCCCUCUUUUCCUACUUAUUUAGUCUGAAUGUUGUACCAGAGUUGUUUAUUUCUGUUUGCGUCCCUCCGUGUCCUCCCUGUUCUCUCUCCUCCCCGUCGUAUAAUUGGAUUUCAUGAGCACUUCCCUUUCAGUGUCUCCCAGCCAGACGCUCCUGUUGGGAGGAACUCACUGGUUUCUCUUUGAUGCACUCUGACAUCUGCAGCAGCAGCAGCAGCAGCAGACUUCACACGACAUCAUCCGUCCUCACACUGCAAUGACCUCGCUGUUGCACCCCCUCCUCCUCUUCCUCCUCAUCCUCCUCCAAGUCCAUCUCUCCAACCAAUCAGGAGACGACCUGAUCCCUCCCAGUCUGUGCACGGGUCACCCCGGUACCCCGGGUUCUUCCGGCGCUCCCGGCGGUCCCGGUCUGCCCGGGAGAGACGGGAGGGACGGGAGGGAUGCUGCACCGGGGGGGGCGGGACCGAAGGGCGACGCGGGAAACCCAGGCGAGGCGGGAAUCCGAGGCCUCGUGGGCGACAGAGGUGACCCCGGAGCGAAGGGCGAGGGGGGGAAGGCGGGAGAGUGCGCGGUGGCGCCCAAAUCGGCCUUCAGCGCCAAACUCUCCGAGGGCCGCGCUCUGCCCCUCGCCGUGGGCGAGGCGGUCGGCUUCGACGAGGUCACCAUCAACGAGCAGGGCGACUACGACGCGGGGACGGGCCGCUUCACCUGCAAGGUGCCCGGGCUUUACUACUUCGCCGUGCACGCCACGGUGUACCGCGCCAGCCUCCAGUUCGACCUGAUGAAGAACGCCCACGCCGCCGCCUCGUAUUUCCAGUUCUUCGGCAACUGGGACAAACCGGCGGCGCUGUCGGGCGGCUCGCUGCUCCACCUGGCGCCCGGCGACCAGGUGUGGGUCCAGAUGGCGCUGUCGGAGUACAGCGGGUUUUACUCCAGCGCCAAGACGGACAGCACCUUCACCGGCUUCCUGGUGUACUCGGACUGGAAGAACUCGGCUGUGUUUGCAUGA
Molecule: messenger RNA, 1196 nt
Organism: Pseudoliparis swirei
Lineage: Eukaryota; Metazoa; Chordata; Actinopteri; Perciformes; Liparidae
Gene: c1qtnf5
Product: C1q and TNF related 5
Exons: 3
Coding region: 444-1196 (250 amino acids)
Molecular function (GO): protein binding
Source: RefSeq, a predicted model, not a curated record